AAGCGACAAGGAGAAAAUCUAAAAUAGUCUUUCGCGGUUAGAUUGCCACUCGCUGUCAAAAAUUCAAUCCACAGCUCUGUUUCGUCCUGGGGGUUUUUGUAGGGUUUCUCCUUCUUCCACUGUACAAUUGUAAAGAUAGAGAAAAUGGGUUCUCUCACGAAUGGUAUUGAUAAAAGACCAGAUGAAGAACAAGAGGAAGAGCCUAUCUUGAUGAAGAAUUCACAGAGAUUUUGUAUGUUCCCCAUCAGAUACAGGCAACUCUGGGAGAUGUACAAGAAGGCUGAAGCCAGUUUCUGGACUGCUGAGGAAGUUGACCUCUCCCAUGAUGUGCAGCAGUGGGAAAGCCUGUCCAAUUCUGAGAAACACUUCAUAAGCCAUGUAUUAGCAUUUUUUGCUGCAUCUGAUGGGAUUGUUUUGGAGAACUUGGCUGCAAGAUUUCUACAUGAUAUUCAAAUUCCAGAAGCACGGGCAUUUUAUGGAUUUCAAAUUGCUAUGGAGAAUAUUCAUUCUGAGAUGUACAGUUUGCUCUUGGAGACAUAUAUCAAGGACUCAAAGGAGAAGCAUAGAUUGUUUAAUGCAAUUGAAAACAUAUCUUGUGUAGCUGGGAAGGCUAAAUGGGCUUUGGAUUGGAUUCAGAGUUCCACUUUAUUUGCUGAGAGACUUAUUGCCUUUGCAUGUGUUGAAGGAAUCUUUUUCUCAGGAAGCUUCUGCGCCAUUUUUUGGCUUAAAAAGAGAGGAUUGAUGCCAGGUUUGACUUUCUCAAAUGAGCUUAUUUCUAGAGAUGAGGGCCUUCACUGCGAUUUUGCUUGCCUUCUGUACAGUUUAUUACAGAAGCAGCUACCCUGGCAAAGGGUUCAUCACAUUGUCCAUGAAGCAGUGGAAAUUGAAACCCAGUUCGUUUGUGAAGCCCUGCCUUGUGCAUUGAUUGGCAUGAACGCAACACUCAUGGGCCAGUACAUAAAAUUUGUCGCUGACCGCCUUUUGGUUGCCCUUGGGUAUGAGAGGAAAUACAACGUGGAAAAUCCAUUUGAUUGGAUGGAGUUUAUUUCUUUGCAGGGUAAAGCAAACUUCUUUGAAAGAAGGGUGGGUGAUUAUCAAAAGGCAUCUGUAAUGUCAAGUCUAGAUGGUGGAAAGAAUUAUGUCUUCAAGACUGAUGAGGACUUUUAGUCAUCAGUUCAUCAAACCCUCAAGUAUAUUGACUGGAUGCUGAAUCUGGGCAUCAAAAUUUUGUUACUAUUCUUUGUGGUAACAUCUGCUUACACUGAACUUUGUUUUCAUGCACUUCCAAGUCAGCAGUAUAUGGUCAGAAAUCGUAUAUAACAACCUGCCCGUCCUUUAAACCAUCUUUACAUUCCUUCGGGUGUAGUUUUAGUCAAUCACAAUCAAAAAAUGCUUUUCUAUAUAUAAUAUUUUUGAAUAAAUCCUCUCAAGGUGGAGGGUCUGUAUCAUUGUUCUUAUUUGAACUUUGUGUUGAUUUCUAUUUGCUUAUAUAUCCAUUUCGUCAUC
This is a messenger RNA of Vitis riparia (riverbank grape), 1506 nucleotides long. Its product is annotated as ribonucleoside-diphosphate reductase small chain A. Lineage: Eukaryota; Viridiplantae; Streptophyta; Magnoliopsida; Vitales; Vitaceae. Gene Ontology annotation, biological process: deoxyribonucleotide biosynthetic process. Gene Ontology annotation, molecular function: oxidoreductase activity. The transcript is spliced from 9 exons. The record is from RefSeq and is a predicted model, not a curated record. Bases 145 to 1167 code for a protein of 340 amino acids.